GAUUCGGACGAUGAUUCAGAUGAUGAUUCGGACGAUGAUUCGGAUGAUGAUUCGGACGAUGAUGAUAGCUCUGUGGAUGGCAGAACAAAAAUUAUUUAUGAUGUCAACAAACAAAAGCAAUUAGAUUAUGUUGAUUUGAAUACAAGCCAAACUUCGACCAACAAUAACAAAAGCACAAAUUUAUUGCAAGUGCAAAAGGAUGAUAGCAAUCACAAUUUGCUUAAAAGCACCACCGCUGAACCAACUGCAAAUGAGAUGAACACAACAAACUACAAACUCCACAAAAACAAAGAUCUUGAAACUGAACAAGAUAAACUUGAAGAAGAAAGACUUAAAAUGCAAGUUUUAGUUUCCAACUUCUCUGAGGACCAGCUGAACCGCUACGAGAUGUACCGCAGGGCAACAUUUCCGAAGGCUUCUAUCAGGAGGUUGAUGCAAACAGUUUCUGGAACGUCAGUUUCACAGAAUGUUGUCAUCGCCAUGUCAGGGAUUGCCAAAGUUUUUGCUGGUGAAAUAGUGGAAACAGCUCUGGACAUCCAGGAACAAUGGCAGGGCUCAGGUCCCAUCCAACCGAAGCACAUCAGGGAAGCAUUCCGAAGAGUCAAAUCAAGGAGUUUCUUUCCUAACACCAGACAGCGAAAACGCUUAUUUUGAAUAUUCAACUAAUUUUGUUUUGAACUCAAGAAUAAUGUUCAAGCCGCAAAAAACGCAACCAUACAUAAAUAUUUUAUUUGCACUGACAUUCGUCAUGACAUUUAUGAUAGCUCAGUAUGGUACAUUUUUCGACAUGGCAACAUGAUUCUCUGUAGUGAAGAGUUCAGAAAGAUGGAAGGUGGAAAUCUCUGGGUCUGCCCUGACGGAUCAAUCGUAACGUAAUAUUUGGUCGGAUGCUUGGUCCUAUUUUGUUCUGAUGUUCAUUAUGUAUAAUCUACUAAAGCUGAAGUGCUGUGAAUAAAUUGUUUCGGGGUUGACUACUUAUUCAAUUUUUGACGUUUAUGAAUGCCGAACAAUUUUAUCGACAAAACGCUGGUGCAUUUAGUCUAUUGCAAACAAAUUUUAUAAAAAGCUGCCAAAACAUUUUUCAAGUUUUUAUAUUUUGAUUCAAUUCUCGUAACGUAUGAAGACUGCUUGAACAUAAGGAAAUUGAUUUUAUUUACGAGAUAAUGUAAUUUAUUCGGCGAAUCUUUUUACCUCACGGUUUGCACCAGCAACGUUCUUGAUUCUCUCAAUCCCUCAGUGAAUCACUCGAAUCGGAAGACUUACAUUCAUUCCGCGAUCGUGCUCCUGAAUGAUGAAAUGUUUUAAUUCAAUACACAUACAUUUUUAUCUCUUAUAUAUUUCUUAGGAGCUUUUAUGUUUUUGAACCGAAGAUAGCAAGACACAUGUUGAAAUUAAUAUUUCUUAGUUAUUUUUAUCACUAAUAUUAUCAUCCGAGUUAGCGGUAUCGCCGGUGAGUUUUAUUUAAUUUAUUUUUUAUUUACUUUAUUUAUUUAUUAUUUAUCUGUGUUUUGUGUUUUUUUUAUAGCUAUCUGACGUCAUUAUUAACUUUGCUAUAUCAAAACGUUUGUAAAUAAAUGUAUUUAUUAUCGAUCGUUUUUAACAGAACUGAACGGCGUUCAAUGGCAAGAACAUAUAUAGAAUAUUUCACACACACAUAUAUAUAUAUAUAUAUAUUUAUACAUAUGCCAUUAAUGUUAAAAUUGUUUAUGUAAAUAACAUAUCAAUUCGAGAGUAUAUAAUCAAUAUAUACGUAAAUUAUGAAAUAAAUU
Messenger RNA from Helobdella robusta, 1769 nucleotides. RefSeq lists its product as hypothetical. Gene Ontology annotation, molecular function: protein heterodimerization activity; transcription coactivator activity. Gene Ontology annotation, cellular component: transcription factor TFIID complex; nucleus. The transcript has 6 exons. The coding region runs from base 256 to 654 and encodes 132 amino acids. The record is from RefSeq and is a predicted model, not a curated record. Gene Ontology annotation, biological process: RNA polymerase II preinitiation complex assembly; transcription initiation at RNA polymerase II promoter. Lineage: Eukaryota; Metazoa; Annelida; Clitellata; Rhynchobdellida; Glossiphoniidae.